AUGUCCUCCUCAACAUCUACGCAGAACAAUCUAUCUGUGGACAAUGUGGCUGGCUUAGCGCCCAUCCUCACUGAUGGCACCGUGAAACGAUUGCCGACGAAUGCGAAGGAUCGACUUUCCACCUACUCCAACGUCUCGUUCGCCUCACAAAAUCGUUCGCGCCCAGGCUCCCAUGUCUUCCCCAUAUUCCACACUAGUCUUCCGUAUGCCCUUGUACGGGACUUUGCCUACCCCUCGAUUCACCCUCUCCACUAUGGGCCUCCUCCCCCUCGCGCUUCCGGGGUCUCUACACCGGCAAGUGAAUACCGACGCUUGUCUGACCCGCCGACUUCAUGGGAUACCUCGCGGGGACCUUGGUCAACGGCUCAGUGGGGAAACGAAGCUACCAAUCAUGGCCACCAGCAGUUGCCAGCCAUGUCCUUCGGAGACGGUCCGCCAUAUAGCGAAGAUGAAGACUUGCAUAGCCCGGUAGUCACUUCCCGCCAUCGCAAACGGCUUACCGACAUGAAUGGUCUCGUUGAUGAGCGCGUUAUGUCCGGAAUUGGCCAGUCAGCUGGAAAUAAUGAUCGGGGAACACUCGUUGGGAUUAACGCUGACGGCAGUGAGACCUACUAUGUGAAUGAUGGAGAUAGCUCGGAUGACGGGCCAGGCGGGGAGUACAUAACAUAUCCGCCAAAUGAGGGCCGGUAUUCUAUGAUGGGAUACAGUGCCCCGAGCGGCCAACAGAGUUAUGAACAUGACCCCGGCUUUGAGUCCGAAGAUGAAAUACCAGGUGGAGACCGGUACUCCAAUGACUACCAGUUUGCCGUCGGCUGCCCGGACGAAGAAAUGCACGGAAAAGCUGUCGCACUGUUCGACUUUACCCGAGAGCACGAGAAUGAGCUUCCUCUUACUGAGGGCCAGGUGAUUUACGUUUCAUAUCGGCAUGGCCAAGGUUGGCUGGUUGCCGAAGACCCCAAAACAGGCGAGAAUGGACUCGUCCCAGAAGAAUUUGUGCGGCUCUUACGAGACAUUGAAGGAGGUCUAACAUCGCUGAAUGGAGAGGGUCUCGAGGUCACCGGAUCGAGCGCAGACACCAACGAGUCUGACCAACUUUCCACCCCAACCCAGACCGAGCGACCUUCGUUGGGCGGAAACACUUGUCAGUCUGAACCCCAGAAUACAAAUGGCAACACUCUUGUCACUUCAACGGAAAGCGCAAGCUCCGAACCCGCCUCAGCUGAAACAGUCUCAGACGCCGGCAAACGCAACAGCAAGUCGACCAAGACCUGA
Messenger RNA from Penicillium nucicola, 1272 nucleotides. RefSeq names its product adaptor protein NBP2. NCBI's taxonomy places the organism in Eukaryota, Fungi, Ascomycota, Eurotiomycetes, Eurotiales, Aspergillaceae. The transcript has a single exon. Gene Ontology annotation, molecular function: protein binding. Bases 1 to 1272 code for a protein of 423 amino acids. The record is from RefSeq and is a predicted model, not a curated record.